GGCGCCGCGGAUUGGGCCGGGGUGUGUGACGUUGAGGCGGGUGCGCGGCGUGGGGAAGGGGCGGUAACGUGCCCUUGACAAUGUAAUAACAAGAAGCUGGAGUCAGGGCGGCAACAUGGCGCAUCCCGAGCCCCCGGUCAUAGAAGGCUUCACGCCAACACAGCGCAUGGAGACGGAGCAGCUGAAGAGCAAGUUCAUGAGGAAAAUCCAGGAGAACCCAUUUGUACCUAUCGGAUGCCUUGCCACUGCUGGUGCUUUAACGUAUGGGCUCAUUGCCUUCAAGCAGGGGAAAACCCGGCAGUCCCAGCUGUCAAUGCGUGCACGUAUCCUUUCCCAGGGAUUUACAGUGGCUGCCCUUAUGGUCGGUGUGGUUAUGGCUGCCGUGAAGACCCGUCCACCGCCAAACUAAAGCAAAGAUGUGAUUGUACAAACACUGGCUCAUCCAAAGACUAUGCAAAAGGCACAUCUGUGGCCGUGGGAGGUGAUUUGACUUGUCUCCAUGAGUAACUGAUGAAGAAGAUUUAUCAGACAUGUUCUUACCAUGUAUAGCUGAAUCUCUAUUGUAGUGGCUACCAGCUGUAACAUUGAAAUGAGUAUUUGGUGAUUUAGCACAAGGUUAUUAUCUGUUGCAAUGAACUAAUUUGUCUUUGUUAAUGCAAAUACUACGGGUGUGUCAGCAUAUAUAAACUGGCGUGCAUAAUC
Messenger RNA from Pseudophryne corroboree (corroboree frog), 702 nucleotides. It is a transcript of the gene HIGD2A, whose product is annotated as HIG1 hypoxia inducible domain family member 2A. Lineage: Eukaryota; Metazoa; Chordata; Amphibia; Anura; Myobatrachidae. The coding region runs from base 116 to 409 and encodes 97 amino acids. The transcript has 2 exons. Gene Ontology annotation, biological process: mitochondrial respirasome assembly. Gene Ontology annotation, cellular component: mitochondrion. The record is from RefSeq and is a predicted model, not a curated record.